Molecule: messenger RNA, 2591 nt
Organism: Nyctereutes procyonoides (raccoon dog)
Lineage: Eukaryota; Metazoa; Chordata; Mammalia; Carnivora; Canidae
Gene: PEX10
Product: peroxisomal biogenesis factor 10
Exons: 7
Coding region: 48-1013 (321 amino acids)
Biological process (GO): protein import into peroxisome matrix
Cellular component (GO): peroxisomal membrane
Molecular function (GO): zinc ion binding
Source: RefSeq, a predicted model, not a curated record
CCUCGUGGGCGUGACCAGGCCGGUGCCCGGUCCCGGGAGCCGCCGCCAUGAGUCCUGCGGCCGCCAGCCCCGCGGAAGUGGUUCGCGCGGCGCAGAAGGACGACUACUACCGCGGCGGGCUGCGGAGCGCGGCGGGCAGCGCCCUGCACAGCUUGGCGGGUGCAAAGAGGUGGCUGGAGUGCAGGAGAGAGGUGGAGCUGCUGUCGGACGUCGCCUACUUUGGCCUCACCACGUUUGCAGGGUACCAGACCCUCGGGGAGGAGUAUGUUGGUGUCAUCCAGGUGGACCCGUCCCAGAGCAGAGUGCCCUCAAGGUUGCGCCGUGGUGUGCUGGUCGCCUUGCACACCCUCCUGCCGUACCUGUUGGACAAGGCCCUGCGGCACCUGGAAUGUGAGCUGCAGGCCGAUGUCGAGGGCGCCAGGCCCUCACAGGGCAGCCUGGUCCUCGGGGGGCGUGGCCGGUCGGGGGCAAGGCACUGGGUACACCGGCAGGUGGCCCCCCUGACGGAGCCGCAGAAGAGGACCUUCCUGCAGGCCGUGAUGGUGUUGAGGCAAGGCCUCAGUGGCCUCCAGCGGCUGCAUGUCGCCUGGUUCUACAUCCACGGUGCCUUCUACCACCUGGCCAAGAGGCUCACAGGAGUCACUUAUCUUCGUGUCCGCUCCCCGGCUGUGGAGGACCUGAGGGCUCGAGAAAGCUACAGGCUGCUAGGGCUCGUCUCCCUGGUGCACCUGGCCCUGUCCAUGGGCCUGCAGCUGUACGGUUUCCGGCAGAGGCAGCGCGCCCGGCGGGAGUGGAAGCUGCACCGCGGCCUGUCUCACCGCAGGAGCCACAUGGAAGAGAAAGCCAUUUCCAGGAACUCCGUGUGUACGCUGUGCCUAGAAGAACGCAGACACUCCACCGCCACGCCCUGCGGCCAUCUGUUCUGCUGGGAGUGCAUCACCCAGUGGUGCGACACCAAGAUGCCAGUGCGGGAGGGCCCGGGAAGGGGGCUCUGCUGGCCACAGCCAGUGUGACACACACACACCCCUGCCCCUCUCUGCAGACAGAGUGCCCUCUCUGCAGGGAGAAGUUCCCUCCCCAGAAGCUCGUCUACCUGCGGCACUAUCGCUAACCUGACCAAGGACAGGAGCCCAGUUUUCCUUAACGUCGGGGGAUAGACGUAAUCUCUCAAAGUUACCUUUAUGUGCACAGAAGUCCUAGAAUUCUCAAAUUUUAUCUCCUGUCACAUGAAGAGACUAUGCCAGCAGCUUAGGAGGACAGAGGCCGGAUCUGCCUGGAAGACGGCUGGUCCAAGCCUUUGGGCUGAGUGUGGCCCACCCACCCAGUGAACCCCCAAGCGCACGGUGCAGAUGGCAAGCAGCAGUCGGAGCAGAGCCCACCUGGGGGGUCACACCACACACCCCCUGUGACAUACUGGGGUCACUUCUUCAACAGCUAGACUCUCGGACAAGGUUAGUUUCUCCUCCUUUCCUCAACUGGUUUGGAAAAUGAGUUUCAGAAACAGGACCAACAUUCAUAUGAUGAGAAAGAUUCUCAGGCAAAGGGUUGGGGUUUGACCUGAACGGGCAAGUGUGGGGAAGAGUGGACGAGGGUCACCAGUGGUCCGUCCACCAGCACUGACAACCUGGAAACUUUGCCCUUGUCACCAGAGCCAGGCUGCUUGGUGGCUCGGGCACAUCCAUUCACGGGAGUAGAACUCCAAGAUGCUUUAUCUCCACUUAAGACACGUGGUACCUGUCUUUUAAUAUGCAUUCAAGUUUGUUUCCCAUUUUAGACAGUGGCAGUGUGCAUCCCGGCUGAGCUCUGCUUGGAACCUGGGGAUGUGGUGCCAGGCUGCUCAGGUUCUCCACACCUGCCCCACAGCUGCCUCUCAGAGCUCAGCUCUCCCCAAGGCCUGGGAAGCUGGCUGUUUGUGCCAGGUCACUGCUGUGCCCAGCCUACUUCCUGCCACUUUUUUGUUACUUUCAGGUCUUUAAAAGUAUUAACUUGUGCAAAAGACCAGACUUUGCCGUAAGCUCCCUUAAGAAACGAGCUCCAUGGAAGCAGAGGUAUAUUAAGAAGGCCCUAAGGGUGAACCAAAGAUCACAUUCAUAAAGGGCAAGAACCUGCAGUCAGGAUGUCCCAACCCUGGUGUGAAGCCACAGUUCUGGCUUCUGGCAGAGGCCUGUGCAAAUGGCUCCGGAAUCUGACCAGAGGUAUCAAAGGUACUGAACCCAUUCAGAACAUUUAAGUACCAAGGUUUAAACAUGGGAUCAGGUGUAUGAAAGAUCUUCAUGUGGCCUCUUAGAAGCAAGAGGAGUGCCACUUUAGAUAUGUAAAAAUUGGCUCCAAAAAGCCAGUGAACAUAUUCAGUGCCUAAACCCCUAAGACGGAUGGAAAACUGGUCAGAGCUAUGAGUCUGCACUGCUGGAGGACACCCACGGGCUUGUACCUUGGCACCUGUACCCCAGUGACCAUUCCAGCUCAGCCUGGGGAAUUCAGUGCACCUCCCAGCUGGGCUUACUCACAGGCAGUAAGCUGUAUAGUGUUUCACAUAAAGACUCCACAAGAAAGGGGACACUGUCUUUAAUAAAGUUGGAAUUAAAAAGUCA